AUCGUACGUGUAUCGUGCAUGCUAUCUUCACGAUUCGAUACCAGAAAAUACACGCGAUGCAACACGGAAAGUUGAGUAUAAAAAUCGAGAGUGUUUGAAAGAUUCGACGUUAGAAGAGGUUGGAGAGUUGAACUAAAUACUGCUUUCGAAGAAAAAGACGUCGCCAUGUCACGAUACAUCGUGUGCAUAUUUAUUGUUACGAUUCUUGUUCAUAUCAAGGAACACUGCGAGGUGGCGGGCAAAGAUAUAAAGUGCGAAAAGAACGAAGAAAUGAACGUGUGUGGAAAAUUGUGCGAGGCAAGUUGCAACAACCCAAACUCGGAUUCCGAACUUUGCCCUCCGAUUCCGUGCAACUCGGAAAUUACGAGAGAUUGUCGAUGCGCGUACGGUACUGUGAGAGACGAAAAGACCAAGGCUUGCAUACCGCUCUCAAAAUGUCCCAACAUUCUUUAGAAAUCACUCGAUCAAAAAGAAAACUGUUUUCUUGAUCUCUCAUCCACGUGAUAAUGAACGCGAACGAGUAAACUGUUGGAUGUAAGAACCAGUGUUGACGUAGAUCUGACGGUUAGAUAAGAGCUUAAAAUUUCGAAAAAUUAACGGACAAUGAAAUGCAAACGAGGCCUAAGUGUGUGUAAAUAUAUUCAAGCGGUGCAUCGCUCCCCGUUUUCCAACAAUUUUAUAUGGUAAUUUUAUAAUGGUAUUUGUACAAACUGGUAUUUUCGAAAAAUUAAACGUGGUUGUUAAAUUAACAAAUUGUACGGAAUAGGAAAAUUGUAAACAAGGAAGGAAAAUUUCAAGUAUUCGUCCAUGAUACUUUUGUUCUUUUAGAUUAGGUUAUCUACUUAAAUGAUGUUUGUUUAUGCUUGAAUUUGUGUCACAACAAUCCUGUUACCUAAGAAUUCGACGCAUUGAGCUAAUAAUAAAAAUUAAAUGAACAAAAUACCGAUAAUUUCCCGUUAACGAAGAUAAUUAGCGAACAUAGUGUAUAAAUAACAUACGAGUGAUACGAUCAUUGGAUAAUUGGAGUAUAAAAAUCGAUAACAAUAUCUUCAAAAAAACAUCGAUGUCUCGAUAAUUAAUACUUGCGUAACGCAUCGUUCGCAACACGUCGGAAUUAUUAGAAAUGUCUGAAAACUUCGAUAACAAUAAACUACGCGAAGAAAUUAAAUGAUAUUCUCUAGCA
This is a messenger RNA of Apis cerana (Asiatic honeybee), 1183 nucleotides long. RefSeq names its product chymotrypsin inhibitor Ani s 6. The record is from RefSeq and is a predicted model, not a curated record. NCBI's taxonomy places the organism in Eukaryota, Metazoa, Arthropoda, Insecta, Hymenoptera, Apidae.